AUGGCUACAAAAUACGUCGAUAUUGAUGAAGAACAAACACACACACAACGUUUUUCGGAUAUCGCUGAAGAACCUUGCCGAAUGUUAAUGCCCAUUCAAGGCUAUGAAGAAAAGCCUCUUGUUACACUUGAAGAGGCUGUGGAGCCUAUUGUAUCGUACGUACCUGAUGUAAAACGAAUGACCUACAUUGCAAAAAUGAAAUGUGCAGAGCUUUCACCAGGAAAACUACCCUUGGAUCAAGCAGCCUCAAUCAUGCUCUAUUCAAUGGAAUGGCAGCCUUCAGAAGAAUGUCUUUAUUAUGUCUUAAAUCAGACACUACGAAACGAAAAUCGAGAAAAAGUGAAACCGUGGUUUCUUUUUCUAAGACUGAUUCUUACUGGAUUGGCUCAGCUCCCGUCAAAACUUUCAUUUGUUUAUCGUGGCAUUAAACGGGACAUGAGAAAGGAAUACCCAGAAGGGAAAACAUUUGUUUGGUGGGGAUUCAGUUCUUGUACAUCCAAGAUAAACAUACUCCAGAGUAAAAAGUUUUUGGGUACAACAGGUCCAAGAACUCUCUUUACAAUUGAAUGUGACACUGGCAAAGAUAUUCAAAAAUAUUCUUGCUAUAAAGCUGAACAUGAAACUCUUCUUCCGGCCGCAAGACAAUUUAAAGUCAUGGGAUGUCUUAGUCAAGGUGAAGAUCUUUAUCUCAUACAACUCAAAGAAAUUCAACCACCAUUUCCUCUUAUUGAACUUGUACCAAUAGCACCUGCUACGAAAGUUUCAGCUGUAGCAGUAGUACCAUCACCACCAAAACCCAUGGUCACGAAUAUUACAACACGAGGUAGGACUUUUAAGAAUCGAUUUUCUUUUAUUGUCAAUCGAUAG
This is a messenger RNA of Rotaria sp. Silwood2, 867 nucleotides long. NCBI's taxonomy places the organism in Eukaryota, Metazoa, Rotifera, Eurotatoria, Philodinida, Philodinidae. The record is from the annotation of a GenBank genome assembly.